Molecule: messenger RNA, 1149 nt
Organism: Cadophora gregata
Lineage: Eukaryota; Fungi; Ascomycota; Leotiomycetes; Helotiales; Ploettnerulaceae
Exons: 1
Coding region: 268-1101 (277 amino acids)
Source: RefSeq, a predicted model, not a curated record
UCCUCACCGAAGCAUGCGGCGUAUCUCACGUACGGACCAUCUCUAUAGCGGGGUAUCUUCUUCUCGGGCUUAUAAAUCUGACAAAUUUCUAUUUAUCCAGUACGCGAGUGAGGGGAGCCACAAAAACAAAAGGGGGACGUAAACACCCCGCAAAGAAGAUAUAAAGUGUACGAUGCCCCGCCAAAUAAUACUUGAAAGGCAAAGGACACCUUAAAUCUUUGCCUUGUAGUUUGUUUUCGGAGCUUUAGUAGCGUUCCUCAUUCCAUAAUGGCAUCUCAAGUAACUCACGGCACAGUCACCACCGAAGACUGCACCCUCAAAUACUGGUCCCAAGGCUCCGGCCCCCUCAUAACCUUCAUCCCCGGCGGCAACGGCCACGGCCGACAAUUCGACCCAAUAAUGACCCUCCUCUCCCCAAACUACACCUGCGUGACCUUCGACCGCCGUCAAAUGUCCUCCAGCCAAGUCCCCAUCAACAAAAUCUUCAACCCCUACCAACAAGCGCGCGACGUCCUCGCCGUAAUCAAAGCCAUGGGAUUCGAGAAAUCUAUUGUGUUUGGAAGUAGUUCAGGUGGUGUGAUCGGGUUCCAGCUCGCAGCUGAUUAUCCUGAGGUUGUGGAUCAUUUGAUCUGUCAUGAGGCACCGACUGUGCAUUUGUUGCCGGAUAAGAAAGAGUUGACGGAGGAGCUUUUCGAGACGUAUAAUAUCUUCAAAAUCCAAGGACAGGAUGCGGUGAAUGCACACUGGGGGAAACACUUCACUGUUAUGGCUGAUCCGUCACUGCCGCAGUUCCCGCCGCCGGAGCCUACAAACCCAGUGAAUUUCUUUGAGAAUGAAUUCUUGGUUUGUACGUUUUGGACUACAGAUUUUGAGAAGAUCAAGAAGGAUGGGACGAGUGUGGGUCUUAUGACGGGAAGCAGGAGUGGUGAUCAGUUCUUCGCGAGGACAACAUACGAGCAGGAGAGGGUUUUGGGGUGCUUGAGAUGGACAGUGCCGGGACAUCAUCAGGGGUUUCAGGCAGAGAGUGAGAUCUUUGCACCGAAAUUGGUAGGGAUGUUAGAGGAGCUGGAGAAUAAGAGGAAGGAGAGACAGGCUAGUUGAUAUUGGAGAAUUAAUUGGCGGCUAGAUGAUUCGUAAUGUGCAGUAGAC